CUGAAACAUUGGUAGCCACUUUAAUACUGUAUAGCCAGAGGGGUGAGCUACAAUGUGCACUGGGAAGUGUUCAAAGUGCAUUGGGGUCGUGUUGUUCCCAUUAGCUGUAUGUGCCAUAAUCUCCAAUAUUCUCCUGUAUUUCCCCAAUGGAAAUGUUACAGACCCCGACAAGAUAACUGAUUUGGUUUGGUUUUUCCAUGGCAUUCUUGGAGCUGGGAUACUGGUUAUUUUGCCAGCAUUUAUGAUGCUGGGCGCAGGUGGAGCUGGAUGUUGCGCUAACAGAUGUGGGAUGCUGCUCUCUGUGUUGCUGGCUGUACUGGGAGCUGCAGGAGGGGUAUAUUGUGUGGUCAUCUCAUCCUUGGGAUUGAUUAGUGGGCCUCUUUGUGACACUGGUGAUGGAGAAUACAUCUACCCUUUCAGGAAUGACACAUUGACAGACAAUUAUUUGUUUAAUCAGACAACAUGGAGCAUUUGCAAAAAACCUGAAAAUGUUAUUAUGUGGAAUAUUGUCUUGUUCUCUCUUCUCUUGGGGAUUGGUACAAUUGAAGCUAUUCUUUGCUUUAUUCAAGUCAUCAAUGGACUUAUUGGAUUCAUAUGUGGCACAUGCAUGAGGAAAAGAAAGACACAUAUUGCUGGAAUGUAAAUCACGUACAAAGAAUGCUAGUGACAAGCAUAGACCUGUGGGGAUUCAUGUAUAAUCAUAAUGUGUUGUGCUGUAUUUGUGGGAACAGAGGGACCCCAAGAUGUUCAGGAAUUUCAGAACUCCAGAAUAUUUUAUAAAGAUAUCUGGAUAGGAGGGGGUGGAUUAUCUAGAACUUUUGAAGUCAAAGAUUCUUUUUUUGUCUCCUCUAAGUACCCAGGCUAAGUCUCUGGUACUGGCAACGUAAUGCUGUCUUUUCAGGAGUGCCUGGCAUAUAUAAACAUUCAAUCACAAACAUUUUCCAAUUAAAAUUCACUGCUUACCCUGCAAGUGCUGCCCUGUGUAGCAAGCAUGUCACUUUGAAGUGCUGACUGUUGUAUAUGGGAAUUUGGACUGAAUGUAAUCAUUGCCAAUACAAAGAUUUAUCAGCUUUACUGAACUCAUCCACACUGGUUGGAUGUCUAAAGAUGCUCAUUAAUGCUCCCCAAACCCUGUCCUGGCCCUGUGUAAAACUGGAAUGGAUUCUCUGGCAGUGUUCUGUCUAUGUUUGCAGUGUCCUUGUAACCAUGUUGGUCCCAGUAUAUUAGAGAGACAAGGUGAGUGAGGUAAUAUCUUUUAUUGGACCAACUUCCAAUGGUGAGAGGGACAAGCUUUGAAGCUUACACAGAGCUCAUCUUCAGGUCAUGCUCUGUCUAUUUUUAUCACUUUGGUACAUAAGCACUGGUCUUCAGUCAUUUAAAGGUCUGGCUCAGAAAGGGUAUUUUCAGGACCUAGCAAUAGUGAUGUUGCUUAAAUAGUUCCAAUAACUGUAGCACAUGGAGGCCCUAUGUAGCAGGCAGUUGGCCAGUAUUUAACCUGUUUUAACCUCUGUGGAGCCAGCCUCCACUCACACUUCUGUGUGUGUUGUAGGAGGCUGUGGUGGUCUGUAAAGUGCCAAUGCUCCACUGAUGAUCAGCACUUCAAAGGUAAUAAUGUUGCCCAUGAGGUAGCACUGGAGAUGCAUUUGGCCCAACAUGCAAGGCUAGCAACCAACAAGCCAAUAACUAGCCUCAUUGAACAAUAAGGAGGAAAAAAAAUUCAGACUCACUUCCAGGGGAGUCAGAUAUGCACAUCCUAGUGUAGAACAUUUUCAUACUCAAUAUUUAAUUUUUUUUAAAUUGCAUUUCUGAUCAUUCUUGUGCACGCUUUUCUGAGAAGCCAAAGCAAACCUCAAAAGGCACCAAAUGGCAUCAUUCUCAGUACUACACCAGCAUUGAACCCACAAAGUGCUGAGUGUAAGAUCAAGCCCUAAAUGCUAAAUCCGUGUGAUUGCUAAAGUCUGUGAUUUCAGGAGUGAAUUUUUUGUCAUUUUAUUGGCCAUUU
Gopherus flavomarginatus (Mexican gopher tortoise) is the source of this 2002-nucleotide messenger RNA. Its product is annotated as transmembrane 4 L6 family member 1-like. The record is from RefSeq and is a predicted model, not a curated record. The transcript has 6 exons. Lineage: Eukaryota; Metazoa; Chordata; Testudines; Testudinidae. Gene Ontology annotation, cellular component: membrane. The coding region runs from base 53 to 643 and encodes 196 amino acids.